UUGGUACUUACUCCACGGACAAAAUGUCGCCACCCGGUGGCUUUCGGAUCCAACCGCCUUCAUCACCACAGCGUCCCUUCGCCGUCGCACGGUUAUGACAUCAUCACACGCCAUUUACGUCAGCCGAAACGCCGCAAAAAUCAAAACGGCGCAGCUAUGCUUUUCUAUUCGUUUUUCAAAUCGCUGGUGGGUAAAGACGUGGUUGUGGAGCUAAAAAACGACCUGAGCAUAUGUGGAACACUUCAUUCAGUUGACCAGUACCUCAACAUCAAGCUGACAGACAUCAGCGUCACCGAUCCAGAAAAAUACCCGCACAUGUUGUCGGUGAAAAACUGCUUCAUCCGCGGCUCGGUGGUGCGCUACGUGCAGCUGCCCGCCGACGAGGUGGACACGCAGCUGCUUCAAGACGCCGCGCGGAAAGAAGCCAUGCAGCAGAAGCAGUGAUCGCAAUUGUGGGGGGUGGGGGGUUGUUACAAUGAAGAUUUGAGUUAUUUUACGUACAAUUAAAAAAGACGUCAGGUACGGGUUCAUUUUUGUUAGCCCGCGCUCAACUCCACGUUUGACAUUAAGAAAAUGUCUUGAAAGUUGAAUCAUGAUUAUUACAGUAAUUUAUCCUAGGAGGGUUUGGUUGUUUUUAAUUUCAAGUGAAAGAAACUUUUGAGUCAACAGACCCCAGCCGAUUUCAUACCUUAUUGAGUUUGAUUGUUUAGGGGGGAAAAGGCAGAAUUUUGUAUGAAUGUGUAUUUUUUUUUAGUCAUGUUUUUUCAUUUAUAUUCGUUUUUUUUUUUUUUUUUUUUUUUUACUGUGACUUUAUUUGUGGGCUAAAAAAAAGCAACAGUCGCUUUGUAAAUGACAGCUUUUCUGGGAAAUAAA
Molecule: messenger RNA, 873 nt
Organism: Syngnathoides biaculeatus (alligator pipefish)
Lineage: Eukaryota; Metazoa; Chordata; Actinopteri; Syngnathiformes; Syngnathidae
Gene: lsm2
Product: smx5
Exons: 5
Coding region: 157-444 (95 amino acids)
Biological process (GO): mRNA splicing, via spliceosome
Cellular component (GO): U4/U6 x U5 tri-snRNP complex; precatalytic spliceosome; U6 snRNP
Molecular function (GO): RNA binding
Source: RefSeq, a predicted model, not a curated record